Hemicordylus capensis (graceful crag lizard) is the source of this 1673-nucleotide messenger RNA. RefSeq lists its product as uncharacterized. Bases 14 to 730 code for a protein of 238 amino acids. The record is from RefSeq and is a predicted model, not a curated record. The transcript has 7 exons. Gene Ontology annotation, cellular component: cytoplasm. NCBI's taxonomy places the organism in Eukaryota, Metazoa, Chordata, Lepidosauria, Squamata, Cordylidae.
GGUCCUGGCCUUCAUGGAGCGGCUGAGGCACUGUCCAUCAGAACACCAGGCCACGGUGAAUGCUGUCCUGGCUGCCCUGUGCCGCCCUCUCUUCCACCACGAGGAGGCUAAGAUCCGAAGGGCAGCCAUGAGGACCCACCUGGAUCUCCUGCAGCACCGCCACCACCACCAUCAUGAGGGUACAGAGGAGAACAUCACGACCCUCAUCGCGGUGCUGAUGCAUGUGGAGGAUGAAGACCUGGAGGUAGCACAGGCUGCGAAGGACAAUCUGAGCCUCCUGGCGGAAGCCCUCCUAUGGCACCUGGAGGGCAAGCUGCUGGCGCGGGACUCUUACAGCCUGCAGGAGCUGCUCCACAAGAUCGCCAAGCGUCUGAUUCGGCAGCUCGGCACAGAGAUCGCCGUGGAGAUGGAGGCCACCAAGAUCCUGGGCUUCUUCCGCAGCGAGCAGCCUUCAGUGAGGAGAACGGCUGCCCUGCUGAUCGGUCACCUGGUCCACAAAAAGGGCAGCAUCCUCACUGAAGGGAACAUAGAGACCUUCCAUGCUGCGCUGGAGAGCUUGCUUGGCGACCAUGACCCCGAGGUCGGGAGAGUUGCCUGCAAGACAGAGAAGAUCGUGAAGAAGGCCUUUUCCCUCCACUCCCGGCACGGGCUGCGGGCUGCCGUUCGGCGCUUGUGGGCGGGCUGUAAGAAGAAGAGACACCCGCCAGAGUACGGUGAUCUCUCCACCUGACCGACUGGAACAACAGCCCCGUGCUCUCCCCUUGAAGAUCUGCAGCUGAAGGGAGGUUCAGGAAAGACCAUGCAGCGCAGGGGCCUCCCAGAAGACCUCCUCCAACCGCGUGGACACAAGAUCUGUCCACAAGAAGACAUCCAGCAGGGAAGUGCAGUUCUGUCUGAGGAGUGAGGGGGAAGCAGGCUCCACUCCCCUGGCCCAAGGAAGCCCCGCCUCUGGGGUGCAGAAGCCCCUCCCCUUGCUUCUGCUGGCAGGCUGUGGGAGGAGCCUACAGGACCACCCUGCCCCCAAGUGGCCCUUUGGAACCAUUCUUGGGCUUCCCUUGGGUCCGGGGAGGCUGUGUGGCCCCAGCAGGAGAGCAAGGUCACCGCCUCCCUCCAUUCCCACCAGCUGGCCAGGGAGCACCCCCUCCUCCUUCCACCUUUCUCCCCUUCCCCAGCGGCCUGGCUUCCCCUGGCAGGGGAAGCCCCAUCCAGGCAUCCGCCCCCUCCCCUGCCGAGGGUGUGCUCCUCCCCCCCCCACUCCCGCAGCCACGCCUCACUCCCCCCUCCGCUCCCUCCUCCUUCCUCCCAAACCGGUGCAGCAGCAGAGGAGCCUGGGAGACUCUGGGGGCCCCCUGCAGCCCCAGUAGCGCCCCCUGGUGGUGCCCGGUGGCAGGCCAGAGAAUCCUCCUCUCCCUCCUGCUCCAUGCUGUGGCUGCACAGUGGGGAGCCCGAGGUCAAGCAGAAUUCUCUGGCUUGCCCCCCCCCUCAACCCCCAGCCCCCUGCCCAAUCCCCACUUGCUGGGCUGCCGGAGUGGAAAGGGAGGAGGAGCAGGGCAACCCCACUGACGCUGCUUUGUGCUUCUUGCAGGCUUGUGCUGCUGCUGGGAGGCUGGAGGAGUCGAUCCGCCCCAGAAGACGAGACCAAGUGAACGUGCCUGCAAGGAGCGGGGGUGGGG